UAAUAAAGCUACGCAGGCAGGCGAGGAACAUAAGAAUACUCCACGUAUUUUCUUAUACGCUCUCAUCUUUGCAAUUAUGUCGACUCAGCGAUGAUGCUCGCUUUCGCCUGGACUAUCCAGAUGCGUUUAGCAAUUUCUUCAUCAGGUGCUGCUCACAAAGCUCUUACAAAGACGCUGACUGAAGAAUAACAGCGCGCGCUUCGCAGAAAAAGACUGCACUUGAAAACGUCCCUGUGAUAAAGGAUUUGUUCCAACGAUGAAAACCAACGUGACCUGCAAAGGACACUCGGAUGUGCCUUAACACGUUUUGGACGACCUAACUUACCGGCUUCGGUGGACGUCGCUUUUCAAACAGCCCAGCAGGAGAAACAGUCAGUCAGUCAGUCAUGGUGGGGAAUGGAGGGGUGUAUGCGGUGAAGAAAAGAAAGAGACCCGUUCAAAAAAUACUUAAUGCUGUGAACCAUGAUGAUGCAAAGUCAACCCCCUCUAAGCGCCACCGGAAUCGGCUAAAUGGGGAGCUGGACAAGCUGACGGCACUGUUGCCCUUCUCCGAGGAUGUGAGAGGACGCUUAGACAAGCUGUCCAUCCUCCGUCUCAGUGUGGGUUACCUUAAAGUCAAGAAGUUUCUCCAAGGAACUUUGAGGAGCAGUGAUGGGAAAGCGUUAUUCUGUGAUAACAAUGGAAGGACAGCAACUUCAAUAGAUGGGGUCAGCUUCUCCGAAGGGGAUCUUUUGCUGCAGGCUCUCAAUGGUUUUGUGCUGGUGGUGAACACUGAGGGCUGCAUCUUCUACACCUCUCCAACUAUACAAGACUGCUUGGGUUUCCACCAGUCAGACCUUGUUCAACAAAGCAUUUAUGAGCUGAUCCACAUUGAUGACCGCGCUAUGUUCCGAUGCCAGCUGCACUUUGCCUUCAACCCAAAGAGUACUGGAGAUGUGCAGAGUUACAGUCCUCAGCAUCUUCCCCCAGAAAACUCAGCUUUCCUGGAGAGGAACUUCUGCUGUCGCUUUCGGUGUCUUUUGGAUAACUCUUCAGGCUUCCUGGCCCUGAAUUUUCAGGGGAGGCUGAAAUAUCUUCAUGGAGAAGACCACAAUGUGGAGAGAAGCUCGUCAGCUCAUUCACAACUCGCUCUGUUUGCAAUCGCCAGCCCUGUUCAGCCUCCAGGCAUUCUACAGAUCAGGACCAAGACCCUCAUCUUCCAGACCAAACACAGGCUGGACUUUGCACCACUGAGCAUAGACACCAGGGGGAAGAUGGUUUUGGGCUAUACAGAAAUGGAAUUGUGCACGAGAAGGUCUGGCUACCAGUUCAUUCACGCUGCUGAUAUGAUGCACUGUGCAGACAAUCACCUAAGAAUGAUAAAGACUGGAGAAAGUGGAUUCACCGUCUUCAGGCUCCUGACUAAGAACGGAGUGUGGGUCUGGGUUCAGGCCAAUGCCAGAGUGGUGUUCCAGGGAGAGAAGCCUGAGUUCAUAAUAGCUCGGCAGAAACCCUUAACAAAUGAAGAAGGUGAGGAGCAUCUACGUCAAAGACGACUGCAGCUUCCCUUCAGCUUUGCAGGAGAGGCCGUCCUGUAUGAAAGUUUGGAGGUGCCAGAAAUGCAGAACAGUUUACCCAGAUCCACAAAGAGGAGGAGAUCUGCGCAACAGAAGGACCUGGACCCUGACUCAUUGCUGGGUUCCUUACUCAGACAGGACCAUUCUGUCUACAUCCAUCCACCAGAGCCGGAAAUCCACUGCCCUCUGGACCAGGCCUUCAUGGACAGUCAUGCCCUUCUCAGUGUCCCUACUGAUGGCUGGAGGAUGGACUCUCUGGAGCCCAGCUUUAAUCAGGACUCCAUGCUGAAGUCCCUAGAAAAGAUCCUGGGGAAGGAAAGUGCAGAGGGAGCUCUGAAGAAGCUGGAGGUGGACCAGAUGCAGCUGAAGGAAUGGGAGGAUGCCUUAUUGGGGAUACAUCUAGAAAAAGGAGAUGAACCUACUCAACUGAAUGACAUUCUGGCUAAUGAUGUUUUCUCGUAUGUAGAAGAGGCUUUGUUGAAAGAGACCAAUAUGAACGGCUAUAAGCAGACCAAACAUCAGGAAACAGAAAAGUGGAAAGACGCAACUUCAGGUGUUUCUCAAAGUGACCCUAUGGAGCUGCAUCAAACCUGUAUGUUGCCUGAAAAACCCAUGAAGGUCCAUCAAACGUUCAGAUGUUCAGGCAGGUUCACAAAUUCAAAACCAGGUGCUUACAGGUUUGAAGACCAAAGUACAUUGAAUAGGAGAAGCAUGAAUGACUCUCAUGGGUUUCUGGAUCCACUGCACUCAAGAAGUCUGGGUGAGGGCAUCAGCUGUGGUUCUAGUCCUGCCACUGUUAGUUUCCAACUUCCAUUUCAUCCUCAGCCUGAAUCCACAAAUACCUUGAAUCUACGUUCUUCACGGAGAUCUCAAUUCACAGAUUUUGGCUUAUCAAAUGUUUUUCAAAGCAGUAAAGAAAAUCCCAUGUCACAAAGUCAACAUCCAGUGGACCCGAGCAUUUCACAGCCAUGGGAAGAUCAACAGGUUGAUCCUCAGAUGUUCAGUUAUGGUCAAAAGGACUCUUUUUGCUAUAAUCCCACAGCAUCACAGCACAUACAGAAGGGUCAGUCACAUACAACAUUUAAUGUGCAGGACAGAGUUUCCCAUGACCAAGCUAAGAACGGUUCUCAUACAUCCACAACACCACAGAGCUUAGAAGGCCUGUACAGUAGCUGCAUGGUUAAGAUGAGUAUAGCAGGACAGCUGGACAGCCAUGGGCCUCCACUGUGACCGGUUUCAGCUAUCUCUCCUAGUAUAUUCACUAUGUUAUUGCAGUCUAUAAUGAUGUCUAGAGAGAUACCACAUGUAGCCGUAUAUAUCUGUGAGACGAAUCCUGAAAGGCCUCUAUUGAAGUAUAUGACAAUUACAGCAGUUCAAAAGUCUGAAUAUUA
Molecule: messenger RNA, 2947 nt
Organism: Colossoma macropomum (tambaqui)
Lineage: Eukaryota; Metazoa; Chordata; Actinopteri; Characiformes; Serrasalmidae
Product: aryl hydrocarbon receptor-like
Exons: 10
Coding region: 387-2786 (799 amino acids)
Biological process (GO): regulation of transcription by RNA polymerase II
Cellular component (GO): aryl hydrocarbon receptor complex; nucleus
Molecular function (GO): transcription cis-regulatory region binding; protein dimerization activity; nuclear receptor activity
Source: RefSeq, a predicted model, not a curated record